This is a messenger RNA of Pneumocystis jirovecii RU7, 945 nucleotides long. RefSeq lists its product as uncharacterized. The transcript has 7 exons. Gene Ontology annotation, cellular component: lysosome. The coding region runs from base 1 to 945 and encodes 314 amino acids. The record is from RefSeq and is a predicted model, not a curated record. Gene Ontology annotation, molecular function: palmitoyl hydrolase activity; thiolester hydrolase activity. NCBI's taxonomy places the organism in Eukaryota, Fungi, Ascomycota, Pneumocystomycetes, Pneumocystales, Pneumocystaceae.
AUGUUUUUUUGUUUUUUUUUUGUUUUUUUUCUUUCUGUUUUUGCUGUUUUGCAAAAUAUACAAAAUAUACAAAAAACAGAGCUUCCAGUUGUCAUAUGGCAUGGAUUGGGCGAUAGCUAUAACUCAGAGGGAAUGCAAGAAAUUAUUGAUAUUCUUUCUGAAUUGUUAAAUACAUACGUUCAUUCAGUUUAUUUAGAUGAAUAUUCUUUGAAUGAUAAAAAUGGCGGAUUUUUUGGAAAUGUUAAUGAUCAGGUUGAUUUUGUAUCACAACAGCUAUCGAGUAUUGAAGAAUUGAAGGAUGGAUUUAAUGCUAUUGGGUUUAGUCAAGGUGGAUUGUUUUUGAGAGCAUAUAUUGAACGUUAUAAUUUGCCUCCGGUUGUUAAUUUUAUUACAUUUGGUACCCCACAUAGUGGAAUAUCUGAUUUUUAUUGCCCCCCUGGUGUUUAUAUUUGUAAAGCAGCGAGCUAUCUAGUUAAACAUGGUUUAUGGUCUCAUUGGGUAAAAACUAAUAUUGUUCCUGUGCAAUAUUACAAAGAUCCUGAGAAUAUGGAUGAUUAUUUGGAACAUAAUUCCUUUUUGGCUGAUAUUAAUAAUGAAAAAGAAGCUAAAAAUGCUACAUAUGCUAAAAAUUUAGCUUCAUUGAAUAAUUUUGUUAUGGUUGAAUUUAAGGAUGAUUUUCUAAUUAUACCAAAAGAAAGCUGUGGUUUUAAUGAUUAUAAUAGUCUAACAAAUGAAGUUAUAUAUUUAAGAGAUAGGCCAAUAUAUCAAGAGGACUGGAUAGGUCUCAAAUUGCUCGAUGAAAAAAAUGCACUUGUUCAUAUAACAAUCCCUGGAAGACAUAUGGAAUUAGAUUAUAAAGUUCUUAUAUAUAUUGUCAAAAAGUAUUUUGCGGGAUCUGUCGAGUCCGAAAACGCUAUUCAAUGGCAGUCAGAAGAUAUGUAUUAA